Paramecium tetraurelia is the source of this 1023-nucleotide messenger RNA. RefSeq lists its product as uncharacterized. Lineage: Eukaryota; Ciliophora; Oligohymenophorea; Peniculida; Parameciidae. Gene Ontology annotation, cellular component: membrane. The record is from RefSeq and is a predicted model, not a curated record. The transcript is spliced from 3 exons.
AUGUUUGGAUAUAAACUCUUCACUAUUGUAAGAGAAAAAACUGUUGUCAUCGUAGAACAAUUAGGAAAAUAUAACAGAACCUUGCAACCUGGAUUGAACAUCCUAAUUCCACUCAUUGACCGAGCAGCAUACACCUAAUCCCUAAAAGAAGAAAUCCUCCCAAUUGAAAAACAAUAAGUUAUAACAAAAGAUAACGUUGCCAUCCAUCUUGAUGGAAUUGCAUUCAUUCGUAUUAUCGAUCCAUUUAAAGCAUCCUAUUAAGUUAGUGAACCUUAAAAUGCAAUCAAAUUGUUGUGUCAAACCAUUCUCAGAUCAGAAAUUGGUAAAUUGAAAUUAGAUCAACUACUACAAGAACGUGCUGCCUUGAAUCGUGCACUGUAAAGUGGUCUAAGUAAAGCUGCAGCCGAGUGGGGAUACACUAGUUUGGGCGUUGAAAUACUACAAAUUGAAAUACCUGAAGAAAUCAGAGCUUCAAUGCAAGCCUAAGUCGUAGCUGAAAGAAAUAAAAGAAGAGAAAUCUUAGAAAGUGAAGGCAAAUAAAUUAGUGAAAUCAAUAUUGCUACAGGUGCAAAAACUGCUGCCAUCAAAAUUGCUGAAGGAGAUGCAGAAGCCGUUAGACUUGUUUCUCAAAAUGAAGCUAAAGCCUUGACUUAAAUUAGUGAAGCUCUAUAAGAAUAAUCUAAAAAAAGAGUCUUGGAUUAUAUUCUUUUAUAACAUUACUUAAAAGGAUACUCAAGCAUUUUGAAAUCAUCCAAGGUUGUAGUUGUCCCUAAAGCAAAAGAAGGAUAAGGAAAUGACUUUAUGAGUUUGGCUGCUAUGAUGAUGUUUAAUAAUUAAAAUUCUCCAGUCCAGAAAAUCAUCGAAGUUCCCUCUAAGCCAAGUGAUGGAAUUAGUAAUUCUUCAGUUUCAUAAUCAGAAAUAAGUAAAUUGACUUAAGACCAAUUGGAUAAUCUUAUUAAAAAGAAUGUUUAUUAUAAUGAUCCCAGGCUCUAUUCAGAUGAUGAAGAAAAAAGAACAUUUUGA